AUGGAAAUAGGCAAUCUCCAUAAGCUUAAGAUAUUAUCAUUGUCAGAUAACAAGUUGAGGGGAUCUAUUCCGUCCAAUAUUUUUAACAUUUCAACUUUGAGAUACUUAAGUCUUGGAAACAAUUCUAUAAUUGGCCAUCUUCCAUCAAAUUUUGGGAAUCUCACUAGUUUCUAUGAACUAUACUUGGGAGAAAAUAUUUUGACAGGAUCAAUUCCAAAAGUAAUUGGUGGCUUACAGGAUCUUCAAUAUUUGAAUCUUGAAGGCAAUGAGCUGCAUGGCCUAAUCAUUGAUGAGAUAUGUGAAAUCACAAAGCUUGCCUAUUUAUCAUUAAGCAGAAACAAGUUUUCUGGAGGAAUACCACAUUGUUUAGGAAAUGUUACCUCUUUACGAGAACUUUACUUAGACUCUAAUAAGUUAAUUUUAAAAAUACCCUCCUCCUUUUGGAAUUUGAAAGACAUAUUGAAAGUAAACUUAUCUUCCAAUACUUUAGUUGGAAAUGUAUCCAGUAUUGGAAACUUAAAUUCUCUUAUAUCACUGGAUUUGUCAAGAAAUUAUAUUUCAGGCAAUAUUCCAACAUCUUUGGGUGGACUAAAGAACUUGCAAGAUCUCUCCUUAGCACAUAACAAUUUGCAAGGAAAUAUUCCUAAAUCAUUUGAAAAUAUGCUGAGCUUAGUAAAUUUAGACCUUUCUGAGAAUAAUUUAGUUGGUGAGAUCCCCAAAUCCUUGGAGUCACUUACUUAUCUUAAGUAUAUCAACCUCUCCUACAACAAACUACAAGGAGAGAUUCCAAGUGGUGGAGUUUUUGCAAAUUUGACUGCUGAAUCUUUCAUCAUGAAUGAAGCUCUUUGUGGCCGUCCACAACUAAAAGUGCCUCACUGUGAUAAGGGAAGAAGAAAAUGUUCAUGGGCAAAAUCACUUUUACUAAAAUGCAUAUCACCCAUGGUUGUGUCAAUAAUUUUAAUUGUCUUGGGCAUUAUUCUUGUAAGACAAAGGCAAUCAAAUUUAAGAGAACCAAUUGAGAGGGACUUAUCUAUUUUAGGAGGGCCAAGGAGGAUUUCUUAUUUUGAAAUUCUAGAAGCAACUAAUAGAUUUGAUGAGAGUAACUUUCUUGGAAAGGGGAGUUAUGGUGAAGUGUUCAAAGGAAAGCUUUUGAAUGGGAUGAUGGUUCCAAUUAAAGUAUUUAAUUUUGAUUCUGAAAAAAUGUCAAGGUUCUUUGAAGUGGAAUGCAACACAAUGCGUAAUGUGCGUCAUUAUAAUUUGGUGAAGAUCAUAAGUAGUUGUUCCAAUGUUGAUUUCAAAUGUUUGAUAAUGGAGUUCAUGCCUAAAGGGAGCCUUGAAAAAUGGUUGUAUUCUCACAAUUAUUGUUUGGAUUUUUUACAAAGGCUAAAUGUAAUGAUAAAUGUGGCAUCUGCUUUGGAGUAUCUCCAUCAUGGCUUAUCAGCACCAAUAGUUCAUUGUGACUUGAAGCCAAGUAACAUUUUGUUGGAUGGUGAUAUGGUUGCUCAUGUGAGUGACUUUGGGAUUUCCAAACUUUUAGAUGAAGGGCAAUCUAAAAUACAUACAGAAACAAUACCUACAAUUGGAUAUAUAGCACCUGAAUAUGGAUCUACUGGAGUUGUUUCAACAAAAGUAGAUGUGUAUAGCUAUGGAAUUAUAUUAAUGGAAGUGUUCACACGAAAAAAACCAACAGAAGACAUGUUUGUCUCAGGAUUGAACUUGAAGAAUUGGGUAAGUGACUCAAUGCUACAUGAAAUGAUUAAUGUCAUAGAUUCCAAUUUAUUGCAGGGAGAUGAUCAAUAUAUUGGUGAAAUAUUGACUUCCGCAUCCAGUAUUUUUGAAUUGGCAUUACAUUGUUGCAAUGAUUUUCCUGAAAUGCGAAGCAAUAUGAUAGAUGUUGUUGUGUCAUUAAACAAGAUCAAGAACAUGAUUAUGCAAAGACAACAUUGUUGA
Prosopis cineraria is the source of this 1950-nucleotide messenger RNA. Its product is annotated as receptor kinase-like protein Xa21. Bases 1 to 1950 code for a protein of 649 amino acids. The transcript has 2 exons. Gene Ontology annotation, molecular function: ATP binding; protein kinase activity; protein binding. Gene Ontology annotation, biological process: protein phosphorylation. NCBI's taxonomy places the organism in Eukaryota, Viridiplantae, Streptophyta, Magnoliopsida, Fabales, Fabaceae. The record is from RefSeq and is a predicted model, not a curated record.